UAGUUUGGAUUCAGGGAGAAGUUUCUGGAACAAUGAAUUCACUGACAUCUGCUUCUUUUUAGCAGCAUAUUUCCACUGGCAUGUGUCAAGGAUAGAAAUGGAUCCUGAAGGUGCACGUAUCCAAGAUGAUCCAGAUGUGAAGGUGAUGAUAGCAGGAUCAACUCUGAGGAAAGUCAAGUCUCGUUCCUGGAAGAAACAGCGGCAUUUCCGGCUUCUGGAGGAUGGCCUGACAAUCUGGUACAAGUCAAGAUGGGCGGGGAGAGGUCACUCCACUUUCUCAGUGACAGAGGUGGAGGCAGUGCGUGAAGGCCAUCAGUCGGAGGUCCUGCUGAGCAUCGCUGAGGAGUUCCCUGCUGACCUCUGCUUUACCUUGGUGUUUCACGGUCGCCAAGGCAACCUGGACCUCGUGGCUGACUCCCCAGAGGAGGCCCAGGCCUGGAUUCGGGGGGUGCGCAAGCUGAUCCACAAAGCUCAGACGAUGGAUGAGAAGGAGAGGCUAGACCAGUGGGUCUGGGACUGGUUUCAGAAAGCUGACAAGAACAAAGAUGGGAAGAUGAAUUUUAAAGAAGUGAAGAAGCUUCUGAAGAUGAUGAAUGUUGACAUGAAUGAAGAACAUGCUCUCCAUCUGUUCACGAUGGCCGACAAGUCAGAGAGUGACUCUUUGGAAAUCGAGCAGUUUGUCUACUUCUAUAAGAUGCUGACUCAGAGGGAUGAAGUGUGGAAGGUGUUCCAGGACUACUCUGGGGAUGGAGAGAAGCUGAUGUUGGAGGAGCUGGAGAACUUCCUGAGGAUGGAACAGCAGGAGGGAGAGCAGAGCGCCCAGCACGCCAAGGAACUGAUCGACCGCUAUGAACCAUCUGAGACAGCCUUGAAGCAGGGCGCCAUGUCCUUAGAUGGCUUCCAGAUGUACCUGUGCUCCCAGGAGGGCUCCAUAUUCAAUCCAGAGCAUCAGAAUCUUUACCAGGACAUGAGCCAGCCACUCAGCCACUACUUCAUCUCCUCCUCUCACAACACCUACCUCCUGGAGGACCAGCUGCGAGGACAGAGCAGCUUGGAGGCUUACAUCCAAGCCCUGAAGAGAGGCUGCCGUUGUGUAGAGGUGGACUGCUGGGAUGGCAGUGAUGGGGAGCCUGUUGUAUAUCAUGGCCACACUCUGACUUCAAAAAUCCUCUUCAAAGAUGUCGUUUCAACGGUCAAAGAAUAUGCCUUCAAGGCGUCAGACUUCCCUGUCAUCCUGUCCCUGGAGAAUCACUGUGGUGUGGAGCAGCAGACGGUUAUGGCCCGACACCUCAGCCAAAUCCUGGGUGACUCGCUGCUGACCACCCUGCUGGAUGGACAGGUCCCUCAACAGCUGCCUUCUCCACAGGAAUUGAAAGGAAAGAUUUUGCUGAAAGCCAAGAAGAUUGGUGGUCUGGAACAGUGCCUUGAUGAAACUCUGACAGAUGAAGUUAGUGAUGAUGAGGAGAUGGCCAACGGUGAUCCUGAGAGCCCCUGUACAGAAGAUCCACCUGCUGCGAACAAGAAACACAAGAAGUCCAAAUUGUCCAGGGAGCUGUCAGACUUGGUGGUUUACUGUAAAAGCGUCCACUUUCACGGCUUUGAGCAUGCUCGGUCUCAUGCUAAAUGCUACGAGAUGUCUUCAUUCUCUGAAUCCAAGGCCAAGAAGCUUGUUAAGGAAGCAGGGACAGAUUUUGUUCAGUAUAACACACGGCAGCUGAGCAGGAUCUACCCCAGCGGCCUCAGGACAGACUCUUCCAACUACAACCCGCAGGAGAUAUGGAGUAUGGGCUGUCAGAUAGUGGCUCUGAACUUUCAGACAGCUGGUCUGGAAAUGGAUCUGAAUGACGGGCUGUUCAGGCAGAACGGCUGCUGCGGUUUCGUCCUCAAGCCUGAGUUCAUGAGAGACGCCACCUCCCAGUUCAGUCCAGAGAAACCUGAGGGGCGCCAAGGCUACAAACCCCUGCGUUUAUCCAUACAGGUGAUAAGUGGGCAGCAGCUACCAAAGGUGAAUCAGAAAGAGGGCUCUAUUGUGGACCCACUGGUCAGAGUGGAAAUCUACGGAGUACCACAGGACCAGGCCAAGGAAGAGACCAGUCACAUUAACAACAAUGGUUUUAACCCAGUGUGGAAUGAAACUCUAAAUUUCGUCAUCCACACUCCUGAGCUGGCGCUGGUUCGCUUUCUGGUGGAGGACUAUGACAAGGCCUCGAGGAACGACUUCAUAGGACAGUUCACUCUUCCCUUUACAUGCAUCCAAGCAGGUUACCGUCACAUACAUCUACUCUCUAAAGAUGGAACGGUUAUCCCUCCCUCUUCGCUCUUUGUUAACAUCAGCAUUUCAGAGCUCACAUCAGGAAGUUAAAUGUAAGCAUGUGAAGCCAGUGGUGCUCACAAGUCCGGUGUUUCCAUAAACCUGACGAGGCUGUGAAUAGCAAGCACCAGUACUUUAAUACGAGCUUGAAGUAUCUGCCAAACUGAAGUACUUAAACUCCAGACAGUGAAGCAACAAGUAACAUGUCAGAAAUUAGACUUUUGGGUGAUUUUCAGUAUUAAUGAAACAGGAGUUGUCUAUGCAAAUUGAUUUAAUCAACUAUAUAGAAUCAUUAAAGCUGCAGUAGGCAGGAAUCUGGAAAAGGGAACAAAUAAAAACACUAAAAUUUAAAAAUAUACAGCCCUCUCCUUGAAGCUCUUCGCUGUCCCCCAGGGACUGUAGAAAGAUUAAGUGAAGAUUAACAAAAGACAGAUGUAGCCUCCAGGUUGGAAAGGGAAACUUUAGCAAAAUGUUCUCCUAAUGAGUUUAUGAUCUCAGUUGCUCUUUAAAACUGAGUGAUACGCAGUUUAUAAAUCAUCUGUCUUCUUUUAUUUAGUCUAUGCUGUCCCCUUUCUCUUCUAAGAUCCUCCCCCCACUCAGGCAUGUGCUUCACCUGCAGAAAAGAAAGCCAAGCUAAAAGCCAACUUUCCCUCUCUCGCCUGAUCAGGUAAAAGAUCUGUGAUUGGCAGGGGAGUUUAGUUACUAAUAUGCUGAAACGUUAGUAUGAAUUUUUUUGCCCAAUGAUACCAAUAUGGAUUUUCUUUGAGAAGAAAAAAUACUGCCUACCCUAGUUUUAAUUGGCUGUGACACGACAGGGUUGAUUUCCUUUAUGACCAAGCAAAGUCACCAAGAAGUAGGACAACUUAGUAUGAAAAAAAGUAGGGUAAGAUGUCUGCUUGUAUUUAUUUGUUUUUAUGUCAAAUAUGUGCAAUUCUACAUUUAUGACACUUUUAAAAAAAGCUUUUAAAUACUUUUAGUCAGAGAAUGUGAGAGAACCUGAAGGACUGCUGCAUGUUCAGAAUGCCUAAAUAUAACAGUGUUGAAAGUCUACGGUUCAUGGUUUUAAAAUGUAAUGAUGUGAAACACUUGCCAAAAAUCAGUAUUAGAAAUCUGCAACUACAGUGUACUCGGAGCUUUGCAUCAUGCUGGUUAAUCCGCUGUUCAGCUGCCAAGUACCUGCUUGACUAAGUUCUAUUUAUGAACAUUUUACAAGGUUAUGUUGUGUAUGAUGUAGAAGUAUGUGUGUAUAUAAGCCUGUAAAUAGAUGCAACACAUGUUCUGAACAAAUAAAUACCACAUUUCCAAACA
Amphiprion ocellaris (clown anemonefish) is the source of this 3619-nucleotide messenger RNA. It is a transcript of the gene plcd4b, whose product is annotated as phospholipase C, delta 4b. The transcript is spliced from 15 exons. Gene Ontology annotation, biological process: intracellular signal transduction; lipid metabolic process. NCBI's taxonomy places the organism in Eukaryota, Metazoa, Chordata, Actinopteri, Pomacentridae. The record is from RefSeq and is a predicted model, not a curated record. Gene Ontology annotation, molecular function: calcium ion binding; phosphatidylinositol-4,5-bisphosphate phospholipase C activity. Bases 98 to 2362 code for a protein of 754 amino acids.